AUGCACAAGGCUGUCAAGGCUGACGUGUGUCAUGCGUAUCAAAUCUUAAAGAAAGGUGGUCUGAAGGAUGAAAACAUUGUUGUUUUCAUGUAUGAUGACAUUGCCAAUAAUAGUGAAAACCCUCGGCCUGGUGUCAUCAUCAACAACCCGCAUGGUGAUGAUGUUUACCAGGGAGUUCCAAAGGAUUAUGUUGGAGAUGCAGUAACUGCUGAAAACUUUUACGCUGUGAUUCUUGGCAACAAAACUGCAGUGAAAGGAGGUAGUGGCAAGGUUGUGGACAGCGGUCCGAACGAUCACAUCUUCAUAUAUUACACAGAUCAUGGUGGUCCUGGAAUUCUUGGGACGCCUGCCGGACCAUAUAUAUAUGCAAAUGACCUAAAUGAUGUCUUGAGACAGAAGCAUGCUGCUGGGACAUAUAAGAGCCUGGUAUUUUAUUUGGAAGCAUGUGAAUCUGGAAGCAUAUUCGAAGGUCUUCUUCCCGAAGGCUUGAACAUAUAUGCAACAACUGCAGCAAAUGCGAUUGAGAAUAGUUGGGGAACCUACUGCCCAGGAGAUAACCCGAGUCCUCCCCCUGAAUAUGACACCUGCUUGGGCGACCUCUAUAGUAUUGCCUGGAUGGAAGAUAGUGACGUGCACAAUCUCCGGACUGAAACUUUGAAGCAGCAGUACGAGCUGGUCAAGAAGCGAACAGCGAAUGACAAUGGUGAGUAUGGCUCCCACGUCAUGCAAUAUGGCGACGUGAAGCUAAACACGGAGGCUCUUUAUCUGUAUAUUGGCACAGAUCCUGCCAAUGAUAAUCUCACUUUUGCGGUGGACAAUUCUCUGUUGCCAUCUUCACAAGCUGUCAACCAGCGCGACGCUGAUCUCCUGCAUUUCUGGCAUAAGUUUCGCAAGGCUGCUGAAGGUUCUGAUCGCAAGGCUGAAGCUCAGAUCCAGCUCGCUGAGGCUAUGGCACACCGCGCACACGUUGACAACAGCAUCAAACUGAUCGGCAAAUUCCUCUUCGGGAUUGAGAAGAGCCACGAAGUCAUGAACUACAUCCAACCUACUGGGAAACCUCUUGUAGAAGACUGGAGCUGUAUGAAAACCAUGGUUAGGACAUUUGAGGCGUGCUGUGGGGCGCUAUCCCAGUACGGGAUGAAGCAUAUGCGAGCUUUUGCCAACAUUUGCAACAAGGGUGUGAAGAUUGAGGCGAUGACCGAGGCUUCAGCGCAAGCUUGCACCACCUUCCCUUCCAACCCUUGGAGCUCUCUCUAUAGGGGCUUCAGCGCUUGAUUCGCUGUUGCCUUGCAGCCGGGGUAUGUGGAAGCAUUGGGCCUGGAUUUGAGCUUGUAGAUAUGAAGAUGAGCUUGAUGUUAUAUUUAUAUAUAUAUAUAUAUUGAAAAUGUUAUUGGUGGUCAGGAAUAUAAAGGCCCUAUUCUUGUUCAUAUGAUCAAAUUGGUUACACUGUGUACUGAAA
Molecule: messenger RNA, 1459 nt
Organism: Salvia splendens (bonfire salvia)
Lineage: Eukaryota; Viridiplantae; Streptophyta; Magnoliopsida; Lamiales; Lamiaceae
Product: vacuolar-processing enzyme gamma-isozyme
Exons: 9
Coding region: 1-1275 (424 amino acids)
Biological process (GO): vacuolar protein processing
Molecular function (GO): cysteine-type endopeptidase activity
Source: RefSeq, a predicted model, not a curated record